Aspergillus calidoustus is the source of this 1899-nucleotide messenger RNA. Lineage: Eukaryota; Fungi; Ascomycota; Eurotiomycetes; Eurotiales; Aspergillaceae. The record is from the annotation of a GenBank genome assembly.
AUGGCAAAGAACACCGACUUAGUAAAUGAUCAAGCCACACCCCAUGUCUUUGAGCGAGCCUCCACCCCUGUCAACUCUACCGAAGGCUCAUUCACUUUGGAAGUGAGCACUCCAUUAUCAUCUACUGCGUAUGAAAGCCGCAAUGUGUUUAGUCCCAAUGGGUCGGUUUCCACCGACAUCACCGAGGACUACGGGUGGGACAGCCCGAGAGAAACGCCUUCAAGAUCCCUUUCGCCCGUAAGCCUAUUUAACAAGGACAAGGGGAGUGAUAUUACUGAACCUGUCGCUGCUAUCGGUCCAUCCGGAAGCGUUACUAGCGAAGACGCGUCAGAUUCCUUUGCCUUUGCUACUCCUGUUGACUUGCCCACCAGAGCUUCAUGGGCACCAGACGAGACAGGCGGCGCGCCGAGUGCGACCGAAGAGGAGAUUGAUAUAAAAAAUGGCAACCUGGUUUUUACCAGAAUCUGGGAUCAAUGUUCAGUGAGCGGGAGCAAGGGCUCCAUUGACGCGCAAGGUUACAACAAGAAUAGGGAAAUCUCCCUUUCGCUGGCAAUCGACAUGAACUUUACAAAUCGCCGACAGUGUCUUAAUGGUAGACCAAGAGCCAAAAGCAGCAUUCAUCCUUUAUCAGAAGAGGCUACGCGCCACAUCAAGUCUCCAACACCUAGCGAAAGCUCCUUGGAAGCCGGAUCGAGAAUCCAAGUGACUCUUCCCGAUAGCCCUGCAGACAAAACUCCAUAUAUAAGGGCGAUAAAACCCCCGAGCGGACACAUCAUGAUCUCGUUAUCGAGAAUCUUACCAAUAUGGACUCGGCAAUUCCUGGUUCAAAACCAGAAGAAUUGUGUGGCUAUAAAAAAGGGAACAAAUACGAGAUGCGCUGGCCGUCGGAACCUGGAUAUCCAAGCUAUUUCCAAGGGACUUGAUACCCUGUCUAUCUCCAACAUUGCGGGUAUCAGUCCAGUUCUACAGGAUCUAUGCACUUUGAUGCUGUGUGGUACACACCAAAGGGAAGCAAGAAAGUCACUGGCCUCGUGGUUUGGAGAUAAGCCAACCAAUCAUCUGGCAGAGCAUCUGGCUGAAAUUAAAGAAUGGAUAAGUGCGCUCAAACUCGGCGCAAGCGUACAGCAAGCCACGGAUACUACUUCAAACGCUCAUUCAGCACUCGUUCCAGUGGAGAAACCGCAACCAUGUUCGUCUUCAGAUGCAUCUGGCCCAAUCACCUUAGCAUUCUCUAAGCAAGGUGUUCCCUCACCGAUUCAGAAUUUUGAACCGUACUCUCCAAAGCGCCAUGCCUGUAAAAGCGUCAGCCAGAUGCUGCGUGAAGUCCUGACUGCACCCCUCAAGAAAAGAGAGAUUGAAAAGAGUGGAAUAAUAUACAUUUUCUGGUAUCAAGGAAACUUCGGUCAUCUCAAAAUCGGGCACACUAAAGAUCUAGAUCAGAGGCUGCGGCGCUGGGAAAAAGAUUGUGGGAAACCCCUGGAUGUGCAUUUCCCUCUGGCUGAAGAUGACAAGCAGCCUGUUCAGCAUAUUUACCGCGUCGAAAAAUUGAUUCAUGCUGAGCUCAAGGAACACCGCCUACAGGAGAAGUGCUCGAAAUGUAACGCGACACACAUCGAGUGGUUUCGUGUAUCGAAGGAUGCCGCAGUCGACAUUGUCCGGAAAUGGACCCGAUGGAUGCGCAAGCAGCCAUAUAUCUGUGAAACAAUGGAAGAUGGCAAAACAGAGUGGAGAUUGGAUAUUGAGGAAAGGGUUGGGAUCAUGGCGGAUCUCUGCACUCCAAUCACAGAGCCGGUGAGCUCUAUAACCUCCAAGAAACAUAUUCAUUCAAUUUCCCGACUAAAGCCACCCGCUGCGGACCACAGCAAGAGGAAGAGGCGAGUAGCUUCAGCAUCUUUUUAG